AAACAAAAAUGUUUCUUCUUAUAUAGUCUUUUCCUCAAUACUGGCCGCAACAUGGAAUUAAAAAGUAUGGGGAUGCCACUGUUAAACUGAUAGAGACCAAGGACAUGGAUAGUAUAAUUGCAAGGCAGUUUGAAGUUACAAAGCAAGGGACUCGUCGUAUUGUGUUUCAUCUGCAACACUUGAAUUGGAAGAACAGAUGCUUCCCUGCUGAUCCCCAGACAGUGUUGAAUUUGAUCGAUGAAGUACAAAAAUAUCAACAGAAGUCAGGAAACUCCCCAAUAGUAGUUCAGUGCAGCAAUGGUGUUGGUCGUAGCGGUACAUUCUGUGCUAUUGCCUCGUGUCUUGAACGAGUCAAACAAGAGCAAGUAUUGGACGUCUUUCAGACCAUUAAGAGUAUUCGUGUCAACAGGCCAGGAGCUGUAGAAACAUUGACUCAGUACGUCUUCUGCUACAAUAUCAUACAAAAAUAUCUGGACUCCUUCAGUAAUUACGCCAAU
Molecule: messenger RNA, 497 nt
Organism: Actinia tenebrosa (Australian red waratah sea anemone)
Lineage: Eukaryota; Metazoa; Cnidaria; Anthozoa; Actiniaria; Actiniidae
Biological process (GO): protein dephosphorylation
Molecular function (GO): protein binding; protein tyrosine phosphatase activity
Source: RefSeq, a predicted model, not a curated record